Molecule: messenger RNA, 823 nt
Organism: Micropterus dolomieu (smallmouth bass)
Lineage: Eukaryota; Metazoa; Chordata; Actinopteri; Centrarchiformes; Centrarchidae
Product: septin-5-like
Exons: 2
Coding region: 1-540 (179 amino acids)
Molecular function (GO): GTP binding
Source: RefSeq, a predicted model, not a curated record
AUGGCAACGAACAGCUCAUCCAAAUACAAGGACAUCAUUCCCAAAAGUGUUCUGAUCCAAUCAGGACCUCCUGCUGUCUACCAGCUGAGACCAAAGAAAGAGAACAUUGGACCUCUAAGAAGAAUGACUUUUGGUGAAAGAAAUGUGAACAAGAUAAACAAAACCAUCUUGCUUGUGGGUGAAACAGGAACAGGAAAAUCUACUCUGGUCAACGCUCUGGUCAACUACGCCAUGGGAGUGAAGUGGAAGGAGGAUGUCUGGUUUCACAUCGUAGAGGACGAGAAGGACAGGGAGAGAAACCAAACAGAGAGUCAGACAUCAGAUGUGAUGGUGUACCAGGUCUUUGGUUUUGAAGGUGAAACUCUGUCCUACUCUCUGACCAUCAUCGAUACUCCUGGAUACGGAGACACCAGAGGGAUCCAACAUGAUGACAUCAUCAGUCAGAGAUUAUUAGACUGGUUCCGCUCAGAGGACGGAGUUCAUGAGGUUAAUGCAGUGGGUCUGGUGCUGAAAGCAACUGAGAAUCGACUGGGUGACUGACUGAAGUACGUCUUUGAUUCAGUGGUGUCUCUGUUUGGAAAAGACAUGGAGAAUAUAUUGUUGCUCUCAUCACACACUCAGAUGGUCUGACACCUGAAAAUCCUCUGAAAGCUCUUGAUGCUGCAAACAUUAAGAUAGCCAAAGAUAAGGACAACGAGCCUAUUCAUUUUAUGUUCAAUAACUACCAGAGUAAACAGAGAAUUCAAAAGGAUAAGCCUUUUUUUAAAAGUGCAUGGAACUUAACAAUGAAAGGAAUGGAUCAGUUCACAGAGUUUCUGUAAAA